Molecule: messenger RNA, 1539 nt
Organism: Nerophis lumbriciformis (worm pipefish)
Lineage: Eukaryota; Metazoa; Chordata; Actinopteri; Syngnathiformes; Syngnathidae
Source: RefSeq, a predicted model, not a curated record
AUGACAGAGGCCGGGGGCCGGAUGAAAGCGGUCCCCUUCCCUCUGGCCCAUCGGCUGACCAUGAAGGAGGUGUUUGAUGCCGAGGGCAGACCGAGGGUGGACCUGCUCAAAGCUCACCUCACCAAGGAGGGCCGACUGGAGGAGGCAGUGGCCUUGCGUAUCAUCGAUGAGGGUGCUGCCAUUCUUCGCCAAGAGCGCACUAUGUUGGACAUUGAGGCGCCAGUAACAGUGUGUGGAGACAUCCACGGCCAGUUCUUCGACCUGAUGAAGUUGUUUGAAGUGGGAGGUUCCCCUGCCAACACGCGCUACCUCUUCCUGGGGGACUAUGUAGACAGGGGCUAUUUCAGCAUUGAGUGCGUGUUAUACUUGUGGUCAUUGAAAAUCCUCUACCCAAAGACACUCUUUCUUCUACGGGGAAAUCAUGAAUGUAGACAUCUGACGGAAUAUUUCACCUUCAAACAAGAAUGUAAGAUCAAAUAUUCGGAGCAGGUGUACGACUCCUGCAUGGAGGCAUUUGAUUGCCUUCCCCUUGCAGCCCUGAUGAACCAGCAGUUUCUGUGCGUGCAUGGGGGCCUUUCGCCAGAGAUUCACACGCUGGACGACAUCAAAAAGUUGGACCGAUUCAAGGAGCCGCCGGCGUUUGGGCCCAUGUGUGACUUGUUGUGGGCAGACCCACUUGAAGAUUUUGGCAAUGAAAAGACCCAAGAGUACUUUGGACACAAUACAGUCAGAGGUUGCUCCUAUUUCUACAGUUACCCAGCAGUGUGUGAGUUUUUACAGACCAACAACUUGCUUUCCAUCAUCAGAGCACAUGAAGCACAGGAUGCUGGGUACCGUAUGUACAGAAAGAGUCAGACAACAGGAUUUCCUUCUCUCAUCACAAUUUUCUCUGCUCCAAACUACCUAGAUGUCUAUAAUAACAAAGCUGCUGUGUUGAAAUAUGAGAACAACGUAAUGAACAUCCGUCAGUUCAAUUGCUCUCCUCACCCGUACUGGUUGCCUAACUUUAUGGACGUCUUCACUUGGUCUCUGCCUUUUGUGGGAGAAAAAGUGACAGAGAUGCUGGUCAAUGUCUUGAGCAUCUGCUCUGAUGACGAACUCAUGAAUGAUGGCGAUGAGAUCUUUGAUGCAAGUGCAGCUGCAGCCAGGAAGGAAGUGAUUAAGAACAAAAUUCGUGCCAUAGGGAAGAUGGCUAAAAUGUUUUCAGUUCUACGGGAAGAGAGUGAGAACGUGUUGACCCUGAAAGGCCUGACCCCCACUGGUAUGCUGCCAAGCGGAGUGCUGUCAGGGGGCAAACAGACUCUGCAGAGCGCUACCAUUGAGGCCAUAGAAGCCAUCGAGACAGUUAAGGAUGCUGAAGCCAUCCGAGGCUUCUCCCCGCAGCAUCGAAUCAGCAGUUUCGAGGAGGCCAAAGGUCUGGACCGAAUCAACGAGAGAAUGCCACCGCGGCGUGACGCCAUCAACAGUGUGGGCCUGUCAAUGGGCCGAAUGAAUAUGGGAGAGCCCAACGGGACCGACAGCAACAGCAAUAUACAGUGA